ACUUGGACAGCUGCUGAAACCGUAGUCCUAUCUCCCACCCCAUUUGCCUCUCAACAAAAUAUCACCCUUCUGGACAAGGUAAACAGCGCAAGAUUCAAGCAAUUCCAAUCAAUAUAAAAUUAUUCCUAUUCCUUAUUCCUCGCCGCCCCCUCAAGAUUUGGAGAAGAUGCGCAGCAUGUCGAGCUCCACUGCCACCAAAGGCAUUGCUGCCAUUGUUGGUGUCGGGCCUAAGCUCGGACGAUCCAUUGCCCGGAAGUUCGCCCAUGAAGGCUAUACCGUUGCCAUCCUCGCCCGCGACUUAGGGAGACUGUCAAGAUUUGCAGACGAGAUAGCGAGGGAGGAGAAGGCGCAGGUGUUCGCCAUCAGAAUAGAUUGCUCUGACUCUAGAAGCGUGAGGGAGGCAUUCGAGGGAGUUCUCUCCCUGGGAUUUGUAGAAGUGCUUGUGUACAAUGCGUACCAGCCAGUUUCCUGGCGCCCCACCAACUUCACUGACAUUCGGGUCGAUUCCUUCGAGAAAUCCCUUUCCGUAUCCUCCGUCGCCGCCUUCCUCUGCGCUCAACAGGUACUUCCGGGGAUGGUCGAAAGAGGAAGGGGAACGAUCCUCUUCACCGGCUGCUCGGCUUCUCUCAAUGGCAUUGCUGGUUUCUCCGAACUAUGCUGUGGAAAAUUUGCACUGAGGGCAUUAUCGCAAUGCCUGGCGAGAGAGUUCCAGCCUCUUGGCGUUCAUGUCGCCCAUGUUAUCAUCGACGGUGUCAUUGGCUCACCUAGGGCGCCAUCGACGGCAACGCAGAGAGGGGUAGUUCCGCAGCAAGAUCAGGGUGGAGGGGACGGUGCAACGAUGAUGAUGGACCCGGACGCUGUGGCUCAAACUUACUGGCACCUGCAUGUUCAAGACCGAUCAGCUUGGACCCAGGAGAUUGACCUCCGUCCUUCCCUCACCAGGUUCUAGCCAUAUCCAUACCUCCACAGUUUACAAUGUUUAGCAAUAGUGCUUGGGUUUGGGUGCUUGCAGCUGGCUCCAAUGUGAAGAACCUUGGAGCUAACACUCCAUCAAGAACUAUUGCUAAAUAAAAUUUUCUUUUUCUUCUAAGGAGUCCCAAGUUUUUAGUACUUGUGAUUGGAAUGUAUAUAUGGCAUAAUUAAUUUAUGUCCACAACUUUUUAUAAUUAUUUUUCUAAUGCCGUAAAUGCUGUACGGAUAUGUGUAUUAGUUUUAGUUUAUUAUUGGUUUAGUACAUAUAGUAUAUCAAAUAAUAUCAUGUACCGGCUAUAAAUAUAAAACAUGCAU
Molecule: messenger RNA, 1287 nt
Organism: Rubroshorea leprosula
Lineage: Eukaryota; Viridiplantae; Streptophyta; Magnoliopsida; Malvales; Dipterocarpaceae
Source: the annotation of a GenBank genome assembly